Messenger RNA from Nematolebias whitei (Rio pearlfish), 1158 nucleotides. It is a transcript of the gene snf8, whose product is annotated as SNF8 subunit of ESCRT-II. Lineage: Eukaryota; Metazoa; Chordata; Actinopteri; Cyprinodontiformes; Rivulidae. The transcript has 9 exons. The record is from RefSeq and is a predicted model, not a curated record. The coding region runs from base 188 to 964 and encodes 258 amino acids. Gene Ontology annotation, biological process: protein transport to vacuole involved in ubiquitin-dependent protein catabolic process via the multivesicular body sorting pathway. Gene Ontology annotation, cellular component: ESCRT II complex.
AGACUCACUUUCUGUAAAAAUGGCGGCCGUUUCGCUAAAUGAGCAAUAAAUACACUGAAUUGUUAUUAAAAACGCUACAAUUCGGUCAUUAGAAGCUCUUUUUUUUCCCGGUAGCAAUAACUAAAUUUAGCUUAAAGUCUCUCAUAGUGGAAAAAAGAAACUAAAAUUUGGAAUAAACAUUACGAAGAUGCAUCGUAGAGGUGUUGGUGCGGGGGCGAUAGCCAAAAAGAAGCUAGCAGAGGCCAAAUAUAAAGAAAGAGGAACUGUUCUCGCAGAAGAACAGAUCGUGCUAAUGUCGAAACAGUUGGAAACCUUCAAGUCCAACCUGGAGGAAUUCGCCAGCAAGCACAAACAAGAGAUCCGCAAAAACUCCCUGUUCAGGGUCCAGUUUCAGGAAAUGUGUGCCACCAUCGGUGUUGACCCGCUCGCUUCUGGCAAAGGUUUUUGGUCUGAGAUGCUCGGAGUCGGGGAUUUCUACUAUGAGCUCGGUGUGCAGAUCAUCGAAGUAUGCCUCGCCCUGAAACACAGGAAUGGAGGGCUGAUCACUCUGGACGAGCUCCAUCAAAGAGUGCUGAAGGGGCGCGGUAAAUACGCUCAGGAUGUGAGCCAAGACGAUUUGGUCCGAGCCAUCAAGAAACUGAAGGUGAUGGGAAGUGGGUUUGGGAUGAUCCCUAUAGGUGGUUCUUAUCUGGUCCAGUCGGUCCCGGCAGAACUCAACAUGGAUCACACUGUAGUUCUACAGCUGGCUGAGAAGAAGGGCUUUGUGACGGUGAGCGAGAUCAAAAACAGCCUGAAAUGGGAGACGGAACGAGCCUGUCACGUCCUGGAUCACCUGCUGAAAGAAGGCUUGGCCUGGCUGGACGCUCAAGCAGCCGGAGAGGGUCAGUACUGGCUGCCGGCGCUCUUCUCAGAGCUCGCCUCUCGUGACGUCACGCCCGAGGAGGCCAGUCAGAUGACUCCUUGAGACGUUACGAGCGGAGCUGGACCCGAGACGUGGAAGACAACGUGCCUGGAGGACGGAACGACGCGCUCAUCACGGAGCGAGAAACCUGCUUAGCUUUAGGUGAACGGCGGAGCAGCACAGGUCUAAAGAUGUAAAUGUUAAUUUUCUUGUACAAAGAACUUUGAAAGAACACGUUUGCACCAACUUUGCUGUCA